UUUCUUCCUUUUAUGUUUCAGAAAAAAGGUCUAGUUUUUUCCCUCUGGCUGGAGGAGAGAGAGACGGAGAGGGGAGGGGGUCAGAAACCGAUCUCAGAGGCUCGUUGUUUGUUUUUGUUUCCUGAGAAAAUGGAGUGAGAAAGAAAAUUCUUAUAGUGGGAUUCUCAGGUUUUUUUUGGUUUUUUUUUUUUCUGCUACAUUUUCUGAUUAAAAUCAAAAGAAAUUUCAAAUGGGGGCAGAGAGCGCCUCGAACUCAAACUCCGAACGUCGUGGUGGUGGGAACACCAUUUACGAGACCCCAGUUGUGUUGAAUGUCUACGACCUCACACCUGCCAACCAAUACACCGUUUGGUUCGGUUUGGGAAUCUUCCAUUCUGGUAUUGAAGUCCAUGGAAUGGAAUAUGGAUUUGGCGCCCAUGACUUCCCAGUUAGUGGAGUGUUUGAAGUGGAGCCGAAAAGCUGCCCUGGUUUUAUAUUUAGAUGUUCCAUCCCACUGGGUCAUACAAGUAUGCCUCCCUAUGAAUUUCGGACAUUUAUUGAGAGUGUGGCUUCUGAGUACCAUGGGAAUACCUAUCACCUCAUCUCCAAGAAUUGCAACCAUUUUACAAAUGACAUUGCAUGGAGACUCACAAGCAAACAUAUCCCUGGGUGGGUGAACCGGCUUGCCCGGCUAGGUUCUGUAUGCAGUUGUCUGCUUCCUGAAAGCCUUCAAGUAACUACUGUUAAACAGCUGCCUGAGUACCAUGCUUGUGCAGAAGAAGAUGGGACAGAGUCUUUGUCAACCACCACCCGUGAGUCAACAGAAAGUGAUGAUGCAAAUCAAGAUAAGCUCCUGCUGUCACCGCCUGCUCGUGGCUCGGAUGUUGCUUUUAUUAAAGAGAGGCCCGAUGGUGACAGUAAGCUGCCUGCUUGAAAUUGAUCUUUUAGCACUGUGGAAGAGGGGAAAUUCUUCCUUCACUGAUCUUUAUUUUGUCAUGAAAGGCAGCCUUAAGACGAAUACCCGCUCUCCAUUUUCAUAGCAAAGUUGGGAAUCAUUGCGUCAUUGAUUGUGUGCAUGAUGUUUGCUUGCUUUGCUGUAGUUUUUUUUAUUUAGACUUUUUUUUGCAUUUCUCUGUAUUUAAUUUAAGUGGAAAUUGGGAGUGAAGAAUAUGGAAACAGAAGGAAAUGGGGUUGUAAUUUAUUUUGUAUAAAUUUUCUGUGUUGGACUCUGAGCAAAUUGGAAAUGCCAUCUCAACUUGUUAAAUUUUCUAACAAA
Molecule: messenger RNA, 1255 nt
Organism: Camellia sinensis
Lineage: Eukaryota; Viridiplantae; Streptophyta; Magnoliopsida; Ericales; Theaceae
Product: deSI-like protein At4g17486
Biological process (GO): protein deubiquitination
Molecular function (GO): deubiquitinase activity
Source: RefSeq, a predicted model, not a curated record